Messenger RNA from Diachasma alloeum, 2440 nucleotides. RefSeq lists its product as uncharacterized. Bases 581 to 2023 code for a protein of 480 amino acids. Gene Ontology annotation, molecular function: protein binding. The record is from RefSeq and is a predicted model, not a curated record. Lineage: Eukaryota; Metazoa; Arthropoda; Insecta; Hymenoptera; Braconidae. The transcript has 4 exons.
GGUAGUUGAUUCCGAAACGCACUCAAUACCUUGUGGUCCUCUGCUGGUGCAUUGGAAACUAACCUGUGGCCCAAUGUUGGUCGCGAUAACAUUCUUCAAACUGCUUGACAUAAGAACUCUGAGAAUCAUAAGCUUAUUUCCAAGAAGUGCAAUAAAAGUGUAAAAAACAACAAAGUUUUGUACAUAGCAGAAAAAACUGUACAGUUUGAAAUGCUCAAAUGAAAAAAAAAAACAAAAAAAAACCUUGAACCUAGAACCUGCCAGCAAAAAAAAACAGUCAGUACAUCGUUUGUCGGAAAAUCAUCAUAACCUCUCAUUUUGACGGCUUGCAAGAUGACAACGGUUGUUGUUCAGGGUCUUCCUUUGUGUCAUCUGUCCCCUCGUCACUCGUUUCACGAAGAUGACAAUGAAAGUGUUAUCGAUGAUGAUCGCUGUUGUGGAAAGGAUCUUGCAAUAUUGGAGACUCUCUUCAGCCCUCAUUGCACGAAUGGAUCGUUAAAAUGUGUGUAUUUGUGGUCUCGCGAUGGAAAAUUUCGUUUUUGUGGCAAGAAUCUCAAGAAUUUUGCACAAAUGAUUUUUGAUGACGCUGAUGAUGCACGAAGAGCCUGUGAUGAGUCAGAGACACAACAGAGAGAUUGUUAUGGAGAUAAAAGGCGACGAUUACGUUCUAACUGCAACUUUGAUGUCAGACCAAUCCUCACACACGAGUAAACUGCCUGAUGACUGUCUGCGCCUUAUAUUUUUGCAGCUCAAUACAAAUGACAUCUUCCGAGCCGAAGAGGUUUGCAAGCGAUGGGCGAGUGUUGCUGUGUCAUCUAUGAGGUCGCUGGAUUCUUGGAUACAUUGCAAUGAUGAGAGACACGCGGAAUACCUGAUUGACAAGUACGGCAAACAUCUCAAGGCAUUACAAUGGAUUACUGCAUCAUCAGCUUUGAUUCCUGUCACACGUGGACCGUGUGAGAAUUUGCAAAAAUUGUCCUUGGCAGUUUGUCUUGAAGAUUCCAAUGUAAUUCAAAAUAAUGUCUCUGCAUUGUUUGCUAAACUGGUCAAUCUAAAAUCGCUGACAUGCGUGGGAUAUACCUCACAACCACCACUUGCGUGUAUCGAUAGUCCGCCGGAAACCUUGAGAGAACUGUGCAUUGAGACAAAUCACGCAUUUUCCCAUCAUUUCAAUGUUGAUUUCUCAAAACUUGUGGACCUGGAUCAUUUGACAUUGAACGUUAGUCCUCGCUUGGGUAACAUCGUUGGAAUAAGAAAUCUUCAAAAUUUAGUUCAUCUGGAUCUGAGAGCAUGUGCCGUAGAUUCCGCUGAUUACAUUCAGGACAUUCAGUAUUUGAGAAAACUCAAGACACUCAAAAUUGAUUUGUUCGGCAUGAAUGAUGAACGGUCUAUUGUUGUUGAUUGUGCUGUUUCAAAAAUGUUGGAGAACAAUCCCAAUCUGGAGACUCUAUGUUUACACGGUUCAAGGAAACUGACAGACAGAGCAAUACAAUUACUACCCACACUGCGAAAUCUGAAAUCCGUAAGCUUCACAAAAAUGAGAUUAAUCACUCUCAAAUUUCUCGGUGAAGCUCAAAACUUGGAGACAUUAAAUUGCGCACUCUGCAAGAGAGUAACGAAUGAGAGCCUUGGAAUGGUUGUCAAAUCGUUAUCAAAAUUGCACUACAUUCAUGCCAUGAAUUGUGGCAUAACUGCUGCAUUUUUUGCAAUUGCUAAUGAAGCAGUGAAGUGCAGAGAGAAUGGAAUUGGCUUGAAAGUGAAAACUAGCGUGCGCAAGAAGAAACUUGACAGGACGGGGUUUUCGCCUGUUUUGAAGAUACAAACUUGGACGCUCAAUGAUAUUAAUUACAGUGACGUGAAUGGUAACGACAGUGAAUACGAGACUGAUGGGGAACAUGAAUGUGAUGAUCGUGGAAGUGACAACGAAGAUGAUGGAUCUGAUCAUGACAGUGAUGGUCAUGAUAGCGACGCUGAUGAGGAGGAUUUUGAUCGUGAUGACAGCAGCGGUGAUGAUGAUUCUUAAGAUUUCGAUCGGAAUCAUGAUUUUUUGAAUUUUCUCGACUUUUUCAAUUGUUCAGCAAGAUUCCUGAAUGUUUUCAGGCUGGACCCAUUUUCAGUCUUCGACUGCCAACCGAGAUGAUAACCGAAUCGCAUCUACCUGCACUGUUGACAGAUGUCAGAGCGAAAUCUCCUCUGCAUUUUCGAGCACAGAAUUUCGUCCUCUAAAAUUCUGUUUCUGUCGACAAGUGAAACAAGAAGUCGUUCAGAAUUUUUGGCAUCGCUUCUUCUUUCUUGCGCUGAGGCCAUUUUAUCGUCUAUUUUAUCGUUCCAACGGAUUUUUGAUUCUUAUUGACAUGUGUAUUAUGUAAUAGCCAAUAAAUUUUAAUUCAUUAACCUUAAUAUUUGAAAAUAAAAAAUAAAACUUUAACUUUAUUUGAGA